This is a messenger RNA of Porites lobata, 35140 nucleotides long. The record is from the annotation of a GenBank genome assembly. NCBI's taxonomy places the organism in Eukaryota, Metazoa, Cnidaria, Anthozoa, Scleractinia, Poritidae.
AUGGGAAAUGGGCCUUGUUUCUUGACAAGAGCUUGCCUGGUGAUAGCGGCGAUCUUGAGCGUGUUUUGGACGGAAUCAAGUGGUAGACCGCAAAUUAACCCGAGCUGGAACAACACGAGAGAUUGGAAGAGAGAACUGGCCGACAAAGAGGGCUACUUUACGAAUACAUGGGCAGUAGAAAUUGACCCAGCCGAAGAACACGUGGUCGCGAAGAUUGCCAAAAGACAUGGUUUUUCCAUCAUAGGCCAGGUUAGUAGUAAAAAGAAAAAUUACAGCGUUUUCAAAAAUAGAGUUUGUCGAGUUAUUAGUGGUAACAAUUACUAUGUGGAUUUAUGUGGUUGAAGGCAGUCAAUAUCAUAAAUUAUCCAAACAACCCAUGGUGGUCACCAUGCUUGACUUAAAAUCUCAAUUCUUGUGCAUGUGUUUGCUUUUGAAUUACCCUUACCAUGAAAAAGGCUCUUUCAAGAACAAAUUUACAUCUCUUCAAGAGCUGUAUGUUUGUAGAGCUUUUAGACUUCAUUGACAUGAAACGAAAAAAGAAGAAAAAUAGGAUAGCUUAUGUCUGCAGUUAUUUGUUUCACCAAUUUAAGCUUAACUCUUUGUUUACUGCACAUUGAAACACUAAAUCACCACUCUGAAACAGAAUAUUGUAAAUUAUCUGAAAUGAAACAUUAAAUACAUGUGACUCCAAAAAGAAUACAAUAAGAAUAACAACUCAAGUUCCUUUCUCUGCAUAAACAUGAAAUUUUGAAACAGGUAAAUUUCAACUGCCCAUGGAAUCUCUGAAGUGUCAAUUUUCAUGUAAAAGAUUUUAAGCAGUACGUUCCUGUGGUUCUGUUAAUUUUGCUGCAUUGGGCAGUUCUAACGUUGAUUGUGUGGGUAACGUUUUUGAAGUCUCAGUGUUUAAAUGAAAGGUACUGAAUAGUAUUUUCCAGUUACUUGGUAUAGUUUGUCUUAGUUGUUUAGUUUGUUUGUGUGGCCAGUCAAAGAAAAGCUGCAUGAAUAAAGCAAUGUACAGUUAUUCUCCUUUGGUAUCGUUAGUUUCUUUUGGAGUCUUGUAACAUUGCACUCAACCUCAUUGUAUAUGUAUGUGUUAUUUUCUGAGUUAUUCCCAGGCAAGGCUGAGUGGAAAUUCUUUGGCACCCCACAGUGUUCUCCUUAUCAGGAGGUAGCCAGAAGUUUUAAAAAUUACCCAAGUUGUGAUCUGAUCAGCUGAUUCUCACAAGGAAAUGAAUGAAUAUAUAGAAAAGUACUAAAGUAUACACAGCUUUCCUUUUUUUUGGGCCAAACAUUUAAACAUAUAAAAAAGAGAACAUUGAAGACAGAGUAAAAUUAUUGGAAUUAAAUGUUUUAAAUUGUUGUCUAAAGAUGACAACAGCUGAUUUGCAUAAAAUAGAUCUAAAAAUGGUUCAAUGACUUUUCUGAGAACUUAGCUUCUAAAUUUCACAGCAAGAGCGGGGCCAUGUCCCUCACUUCACUACCCCCUCCCCCCAGGAAAGUAAGUGUGUUUUUGGCACAUAUUUUUUGCCUUACGGGCCAUGAAUGGUCCCUUACCUGCUGAGCUAAAUUUUAGGGAGAACACUGCCCCCCUCCCCCCCAUUUUUAUUCUCAUACAAAUGAUACUUAUUUCCACAUAAAAGGUUUUAAAAUGCAUCGUGAGUUCAUUUUGAAAAUAAGUGUUUUGGGAGCUUAGAAAUGCCCCAUUAAUUGACUGAUUACUUAAUUAAAUUUUGUAUUUUGUAUUUUUUUCAGAUUGGGGAUCUACCCGGCCAUUAUCAUCUCAGACAUGAUGAUGUAGAUGAACUUAACAAGGAGCACAACAGAGACAAAACUGAUAGGCUACUACUGGAAAAGGAGGUUGGUUUGUUAUACUGUGGACUUCACUGUAUUAUUUUGCCCUUUCACUUCAGAUAGUGGCAAAUGGAAAAAAACAAUACAAAAUUUUAUUUCUCUUUAGUCCUGAGAAAUGAAUAGCACCAUGUAAAAGUUCUGCUGAAGUUGUUUUAAUUGAAUGGUAACACCAUCAGAUUUUGCCCAUAAAUUUAGGAGUAUGAGUGAUGCAUUCCUCUCACACGUUACUUAAGCUAGUUGGAAACCUGAGUUAAUAAUUUAACUCACUUGCAACAUGACUGCCAUUAGUGCCAUAACUGGGACAUAAUUAUGUUACGUGCCAUUGACAGAUUAUAUUUAUCCUGUCAGGUAAAAUGGGCAGAACAGCAAAAAAUUCUUCACAGGGUCAAACGUGAUGGAAUACCAACUGAUCCAAAGUUCAGAGAAAUGUGGUAUUUGGUAAGCAAUAUCAUUGGAAAGAUAUUUUAUAUGCAAACAUUUCAAGAGAGAGGUAGCAGAAAGGCAACUAGCCUCCCAGGGCAUUUUGCUACGACCAGUUGCAAAAAUGUUGAGACACUCCCAUGAAAAAAUGACCUUUCUUGCUGCAAAUCGCUCCUGGUCACAGGUCUGUGAGAUAUAAUACUGACCUCCCUCCUCCCUCCCAUUCAAAGUUGUUUCUUCAAUUUUAGUAUGGUCUUGUAUUGCUAGCAACUUUGAUAAGUGGUGUAGGAAGGGAUCACAAGCACAAGAUCAUGGACAGGCCAUUUAUGCCAAAAUACGGUACAGUGUCUUAAGUACUUUUGCAACUGGUUGUAGCCCAAGGUGAUAAAUUCGUCGCGCCUUGGGUUAGCAAGUUGUUGAAUCAAUCUAGGUUGCAUUCAAUUUCCAGAUUCCCCAUUUGAAUGCACCUCUAAUGGUAGUAAGUAGUAUUGGAGCUAUAUGGGAGCUAUAUGUUCCUUACAAAAGUGAAUGCAAAUGCAUAAGGCAUUGCACACAUAAACCUUUUUGACUGUGCUUGUUUCAUCGUAGUACCUUUGUUUUGACCUCAUUCUUGUUCUGAUGUUAUGUGGACCUCAACAUAUCAAUCAUAAAAAUUAAAAUUGGCCAAAAUCAAGCCAUUGUUACCAAACCUGCUUGAUUGAUAAUGUGUGGCAUCCUUUUGUUUUACAGCUUAAUGAAGGCCAAACUGGAGGCCCAGUUGGAGUUGAUAUUAAUGUUUUGCCAGUUUGGAGGAAGGGUAUCUCUGGCAAAGGAGUUGUGGUCUCUAUACUAGAUGAUGGUAAGCAACCAUUACAUGUUUAUCAUGCCAAUAAUAAUAUUCUCCCCAGUAAUGUUCACAGUUACAAUCCAGAUGUCAAAAUAACUAGUGUAGACACAAAUGUCAUCAUAGUCUUUCUUCAAGUUUUCCCAACACUACAUGUACAGCAUCGCUGCUUCAAAAAAAGAAAAAAAUAAUUCCCCUCCCUACCUGCCUUAAGAAAAUGUUGUACUACUGUUCAAGUCACCUGUUUUAAGAGACACCUGUUUUAAGAAAGACGCGACACUUGCACAACAAUGAGGCUAUGCCUUGACGCUAACAAACUUGUAUUGCUGGGGGGACGGGGUUUCAGAUGCCCAAUGUUUGUUUUCUAAAAUAUAUGUAUACCCAGUUUAUGGAGGUCUCUCAACAAUUUUGUCACUAUUUGUGGAGUCAAGUAUUGGUCUGAUCAUUUAGCCAUUGAAGCAGCCACUCAGUGAUAGAUUUCUGCAUCAUAAAAGAAGUCCAAAGCUUUUAUGGAAAUCAAAUUAAGGUCUUUAACCCAUUCGCCCCUGAGCUGCCCGUAACCGCUCAUGCAGGUCCGCGUCCUUUCUACUGCUUGUGACGUCAUCAGUUUUAACCGUCAAGGACAACUUUGUCGGCUGACUUGCGCAGAUUGAAGAGAUCUUUCAAACCAUACCAGAAUGAGCACAAUUCAGUCAUCGACACCGGAGAAAAAGGCAAAACCCAUGUAACAUUGACCUGAAAAUCUCCACGAAAAUCUUGUUCCAUUGCCCACCUACCUUUCCUUUCACCUAAUCCUAAGGUCUUAAAAGCUUUCCUAAAAACCCUUCCCACCAAAAUGAAGCCUACUAAAUGCCCAGCAAGAGAAAACAAUGAGGUAAGAAAAGCGUAAAAAGAAGGGAGGAGAGAAAGUGAAAAGUAAAAGUCAAGACUGCUGUGUCACUUUUAAACCCAAAAACUAUCUCGAAAUUUUGCUUUCUGCACAUGCCUGAACUUCACAAGCUAAUAUUUUGCAUCUGGAUCAGAAGGCCAUGAAGUGUACGACCUGUAAACAGGUUUGUGGUAAGUUUUAGCUCUUUAUAGCACGACAGUGACCAGAAAACCACUCAACUAGCUUUGAAAUGCAUUUUUCGGCAAAAUCUCCAGGAGCAAAUGGGUUAAUCUCCAUUUAUUACCCUUCUUCAAAGUAGACAAGGUGAACUUCCAAAAAAUGAAAAAUAGCCUUCAAACAUAUUUGAAUCUUCCCUUUAAGGUGUGGAUCACACCCAUCCAGAUUUAGAGGGAAAUUAUGUAAGUAUUAUUAUUUUUUAACAAUUUUAUUAUAAAUUUCAAUAUACAUUGUAACAGACCCUUCUAUGAUUUUUUCAACUUUUAACAAGGGCUAGUUAGCAAAAUCAAUUGACAGCCUUGAAUAGAGCAUCUUGUAUUGGCGAACUUGUCAUUUUUGAAAGUGAUAUGUCAGAAAUGAGCAAAGAUAUAGCUUCACCGAGUUGUGAAAGACUACUGUUGUUUGUGUAGCAGUGGUGGUUGGGGGGAGCAAACCUGCCUCUCACCAACCAUCCUAGGACUUUGUCGGACCAUACCUGUGUUAUAUUUUUCAACAUAUCGCUCUCAGACUUGACGUGCAGUUUUUUAACAGUAUUAACAGUAUUGAUGCUUGACCUCUUACUAUCAUGGUCUUAACACACACUCCUUCUGCAGCUAGAUGUAUUAUUAAGUAUUAUUAUAAUUUUUUCAAGAGCAAAGAGUUUGACUUUUCAGUUUGAUUAGCUUUCCAAGGGACUUACCAGGGAGUAGCUGUGGAUAUUCUAUAGAAGUUUCUCUUUGUUGCCAUCCCCUCUUUUCAUACCUGACUCUUUAUUUAUGUUUUUAUUAUUUAUUGUAGGAUCCAAAAGCUAGUCAUGAUUUUAAUGAUAAUGAUGAUGAUCCCAGUCCUCGUGAUGUGGAUCCUGAUAACUGGUAAUUUUCAGGACAGUUCUAAAUUAUAUAGAGGGGGACAUUGGGGCUUGCCCAAUACCGCAAUAAUGUAAGAAUAAUUGGCAAGUACCAAAAUACCAUGUCUUAAAUCAGCGAAAUACCAAUACUGCAUUUAUGAUUGAUCAUGUUUGUCUUAUUUAUCUCAAGCAUAUAUGCACCAGAAAUCAACCUCAACCAUUGCUACAAAAUGAACCUCAAAUUGAUCGGUACAAUGAUAAAAAAGCCAGGUUGUUGGAUGCAACAACAAUUUCAUGGUAGAUGAGCAGUCAGAAAUUGUGUUAAUUCAUUUAUUAUUAUGUAAAGACUUAAAAAUAUUAACCUUUGUUAACCUCUAUAGCUUUAUAUAAUACUGUGUUUUGUGUUGCAUAUUGUAUUGAUCUGAGUUAGACAGGAGAGGGCAGAUGAAUGCUACCACAAUACCAUGAAGGAGUUUCCGUUACCUGAUACAUUAGCCCAAAAGAUAAAAAACAACACAUGCUGCAGUGCUAAAUGAUACUGCAAUACCGCACAUUGGAAUUCAAAUUACCAAAAUAGCCCAUUAAAAAAAGCUCAAUACUAUAAACCCCCAUGUCCCUGUCCAUAUACAGUAACAAUAUUAACCAGUAAGUUAAUUUGAGCUGCUACUUGAUUGGUACAACCAAAUGACAAUGCUGCUUGUAAGUAAAUGUUUUCAAUGCUGGCAAAGUACAACAGUUUAUGUAUUUAAACCUGUUAGUUUUACUAGUGUUGUAAUUAUUAGUGAAUCUCAGGAGUCAUAUUUUCACCGUGAAUUUUUUCUUGGUUUGCAGCCAUGGCACACGCUGUGCAGGAGAAGUUGCCGCCAUAGCAAAUAACACCAUCUGUGGGGCAGGAGUAGCUUAUUCAGCUCAUGUUGGGGGUAAACAGUAGUAAAUGUAAUAUAGAUUUAGCCAGAUCAUUUAAGAUAUUUCUUUCUGAAAUAAUUCACCUUAACCUGAGCCUGCGAUCAUUUGAAAACCAUUAACCUGUCAGCAGAGAACUUAAAAAACAGUUCACCUCAAUGAGUUGGCAAAUUCAAAUUUUUUUGGAAGGUUUUGUGAGCGCACGAGACUGAGCACCCCACAAAACCUUGUUUUCAUGAAAACCGCUGGACACGUGUUACUUUGUCACAGCCCAAUGAGUUGUGCACCUGAGCCCGCGAUACAGUCAGCGGAUACCCUAUUUUGACAGCUGUUAACUUGCUAUAAUAUGGAUGUCCACAGAUUGUACUGUACAAGUUGUGACAUUUCACAUCCGCUAACACGAGGAAGUACAGUUGUACGAACGGACAAACCUACAGAAGGGGUGAUUCUGUCAGAGCCAAAAUUUCUCGGGUGCAUAAAUAUUAAGACAGAAUCCGUCAGGAAAUUGAGUAAUUUUAAUUUUCAGUGGACAAAAACCUUGUACCAGAAUUAUUUAAAGCGUAUCGCAUUCUUUUUUUCAUUUUUCAAGGGCUAAAGAUGUAAUUAGUCAUCUGUAAUAACACCAAAGAAAUUUCUUAUGUGUGUCGAGAGAAUAAAUGUCAAAUUUCACAAAAUGACAUCUUACACAUUUUCAGAAUUUUACCUGUGUUUUCACAAUUCUUGUGAAAUUUGACACUCACGUAAGAAAGUUGUUUUGGUGUUAUUACAGAUGACUAAUUACAUGUUUAACCCUUGAAAAAUGUAAAAAAAGAAUGCAAUAUUCCUUAAAUUUUUCUUGUACAAGGGUUUUGUCCACUGAAAAUUAAAAUUACUCAAUUUCCUGGUGGAUUCAUUCCGUCUUAACCAAAUUUUAUUACCCGUGGUGCUCUGCUCCGCUACAGUAGGCCCUUUGCAGCUCGGGGUCAUGUGACGUAUCUCAUCUCAUGCCACAAUUAUGAGAAAAAAACAACAAAAAUACCAAAAUAUUGAAAGAGCGUAAAACACGUUGUCGCUCUGCCAACUUUAAGCUUUAAGCUUUAAGGUUCUAACUUUUAACAGUCUGAUUUAAAGGUGGUUUGAGUAACAGGCUCUGCCAAUUUUAAGCAUUUAACUUUUAACACAGUGUGAUUUAAUGCCGUAGUUUGAGUAACUGAGAAAGUACUAUAUGUUUCAGUAGAAAACGUUUUCAGCUCUGUAAAGGAUCAAAGAAAUCUGUUGAAGCCCGCAAAAAAUUUGCUUGUCGUUACGAAGAGAGGGUUUCUCCUAAGUCCAAAACUGUCAUCCAGCUUGAACCUCUGAACGAAUUGGCAAGUACUUGCUUAAUCUUUUUUCUCGGAGACCAAAUUGUGGUGAAAUUAUUUAUCACUUAUUCAAAUGUCUCUCUUGGUUCCACGGCUAGGAUAGUCACGUCCUUCAAGGUUGAUUUCCACUGACGCGUUUUUGGCUACGUAUGUUAACGCACGUAAAUUUUAAUCACAUAAAUAAAAUAGAGGCAAGAUAUAAAGUGUUGAGAUUAAAUGUCAAGUUGAGCGAGGUUCAACUUUUACGCUUACGUGCGACCUUUCAUACAUUGCCUCUAUUUUAUUUGCGAACGUACAUUGUAGGCACGUACGCACGCAAAAAUUGCGCGGCAAUGGAAAUCAACCCUCAGGGGAUAGGAAAGGUAGGCCUUUCCUGAUCGAGCGGGUAAAAUUCUUUACAACGCUUCACAGUCCUUUAAAAAUGUCUAAACAGUGCGUUUAACUUUAAAAUAGUGCAUAAAAAUUGUUUAAAAAAGAUAAAGUAAAAUGUUUCACCGCGAGGUUUGUUAAUUUAGUAUGUGCAAAUUUUAUUGAAGUAUUAGGGGAAUCUUACGAUCUUUCGCGUUACGUUCAGUCAAAGAGCUCAAUCAGAAACCCCACGCUUUCCAACAGAAAAGCCCAUGUGCUUUUCCAUGCCAACAGUUGUACAAAACACUAACUAGCAAAGGCACAAAAAAUCCGUCCGCGUGCAGUUUUUGCUACGUUAUGCAAUAGUCAACCCCUCUAAUAUGGUUUCCGUGAAAAAAAUGUCUGCUCAAAAUUUGAUCAAAAUGUAAAAUAUUGCUCAAAUGUCGCCUGCCCUUCGAUUCAGUGUUAAAAUAAGUUCGAUUGUGCUCAAAAUCCCACGUCCAAAAAUAGUCAAAAGUUUUUUUAAAAAACAAUUGUUGUAGGCGUUCGUAUGUUGGACGGUAAAGCCACAGACGCACUAGAGGCCAGUUCACUUGGAUUCCAGCUUCAGUAUGUUGAUAUCUUUAGCAACUGUUGGGGUCCAAAAGACGAUGGAAAGACGUUUGGAAAGCCAGGUCCUUUAGCAGCUAAGGCACUCAAACGAGGAGCUGAAACGGUAAAUAGUAUAACAAAUUACAAAAAAGUUUCUUUCAAAAAGACUUCACUUUCACUCUACAAGUUUAGUUACAUAGAACCUUUCGUCAGAUUUAGUGCUAGUGUCUGGCUUAAAAUAAACUAAGAGUUUUAUAUAAGUGACCAGGCCAAUACAGGUGCAAAGAAAGACAUUUUUACAGCUUGUUGUUUGGGCAAGCUGAGGCUAACAUUUACUAGCCCAAACAAUAUUUCAACUAGCCCUAAAAACGUUUUGAUGAGCAGGUUGAUUUCACAAUUCUUCUGUAAUUUGAAUUCCUCAAAAAACUUCACUUGCCCGUCGGACAAGUUAAUAACAGAAUACACUAGCCCGAUAGCAAAAUCCAAUAGCCCCGGGCUAUUGAACAAUACUUUCUUUGCACGCAGAAUGUUCACGGACUUGUAUGUGCUCCGUAAAGUUUUCCGUGGUUUCGAGUAGUUUUUAAAUAUGAUUCGUCUUUCUAUACAAUGGCAGCUUCGCCGACGUUUUCUCUUUCCUUCGCUCACACUUCUGUACGAAGAUUAACUCCACCGGCCUCAUUCUUAAGUUCAACUUAACAAAACAGACUAAACAGCCGUGAUGAUGUCCCUUUUAAACUCUUUUAUCUUGUUUAAUGGCAGGUUUACUGUAAUGUUCUGCUGUCCUUUUUGUCACCAUCCGUUUGAGAUAAAAGCACAAACCCCCAGAGAUACAUCAACGUCUUGCGUACCUGUUAUGUCUUAUUUAGGGUCGCGGAGGUAAAGGUAACAUUUAUGUGUGGGCGACUGGUAAUGGAGGACUAACAGAUGACGACUGUAACUGCGAUGGAUACACUACCAGUAUAUAUACAGUAUCUGUUGGCUGCAUUGGUGAUCAUGGUCUGUCGGCUUACUACACUGAGCUGUGCUCAUCUACUCUGGCUGUGACUUUCAAUGGCGGUGCCCAUCGAGAAAAAGAAGAAAACAAAAUGGUACGUAACACUUAAACCAUUGAAACAUGUUUCGAAAUUUGUUUAUGGACCCUAUUUCAGACCAAAACGUGAUUUUCUCCUUCCCUUUUCAGACAUGAAGUGGUGGUGUCCUUACGAGGCAAAAAAAUGCCCAAUUCCGUAUGUUGGUUCAAGAGAGCACAAACCUCACCCUAUUUCAGACCAGAAAGGUUUAAGUCUUCACCCAAUUUCAGACCAAAAAAGGUCCAAACCCAUACCCUUUGGCGCUACGCAUACCGUAAAAUUCCGAAAAUAUUCCCCGGGGCUUAUAUUUUUCAAGGCCCUUUUUGAGGGGCUUAUUUUUGGAGGGGCCUAUAUUCGGCGGGGCUUAUAUACGGAGGGAAAUUUGCGUUAUAAAAUCGGUUGGGCGAGCUUGUAGUGGAAAGGAAAUUUACCAUUUUUGCUUUGUUUUACUUUGUGUUCGAGGGCAGAUUCCAAGUACAAGCCCCCCGGGGGGCUUAUAUUCGGAGGGGCGAUUUAACGGAGGGUUUUUUGCGUUACAAUUUUGGGGGGCUUAUAUUUGGAGGGGCUUAUACAUGGAGGGGCUUAUUUUCGGAAUUUUACGGUACCUAUACAGCCUGACGUUUUUGAGCAACUCACGUCGACCGGAAGUGGUCUUUUUUUUCAUUUUUGGACGAUAGUUUUGCCCAAAUUUGUGGACAAAUUGUCUCUGUAGUAGUCAAGACACAUAGAAAUACAAAUUUGGUAGCGUUAAAGGGGCUGUGUCACGGCAGUCCAGUUCAUUUUGUUUAAUUUUGCCAAUUACUCGCCCUCAAUCGAUAUGGAACUUAAAGUAAGCAAAGAAAUUACAUGUAAAUGACAAAAUCAGAGGUCCGAGGUAAACAAAUAUGCCUCCUGAGCAUUAUUAUUUGAAAUUGCAAGCAGCAGGGAUCAACUUCGAAAAACUGUUAGGCUGAACAGUUUUCAAAAACCCUAAUUUCAAUCCGUUUCAAUCUUCUUCAGUUUUGCCCAUCCCUGGCAUCUGUUGUUUCUGUUAUGUUAUUCAAACCUUUCUUUAAAGUUUUAAGCAGUUAUUUUUAUGUUUCUCUUAAUUUAACGGGCAUUUUGUAAUUUCCUAAUUUGGCUGAAUUUCGUGAUACAGCUGCUUUAAGGUACUUUAAAAUGAAAAACACCUCACUUCCGGUUGACGUGUGUCGCUCAAAGAUGUCUUUGAAGUCUCUCUUUUUCUUCAGAUUUAGUAAGGGAAGUGCACACGCGCGCGAGCGGCGAAGCCGCGAGGCGCGUGAAACGAGGGCGGCAGCCCUAGAAGAAAAAGACUCUUUUUUCGUGCCUCUGCCAUCAGUUACGCACGUGGCCAUUUGCGUGUCUAGCGGUUUGCUCGACAGACUACAGAAAAAAGAGAGACUUCUCGUAGUCUAAAUAUUGUAGGGACUAGGAAAACUGAUUUUGCUUUGCCAUUUCAAUGUGAAAAGCCGAGUGAAAAAUUGAGUGAGGACAAAGUACAGAGACACAUUGUGAGUUUAAUGAGGUGACAUUUCAUUGCAGAUUACAACUGAUCUUCAUCAUCAAUGUACAGAACAGUUUAAAGGCACCUCAUCUGCAGCUCCACUAGCAGCAGGAAUGAUAGCCCUCAUGUUAGAGGCAAAGUAAGCAUUUCAUUUCUCAGUCCAAUUUGAAGGUGUUUAGUUCGGACUUACAAGGCUAGAGUAGGAUGCCCUCUUUCCCAAGUUUAUCGCAUAUAACCCGUAUUGUUUGUUUGCUGGCGUUUUUAAUGUUGCACGUGUUUGUAGCGUUGUAGCGGAGUUAUUUGUUGAGACAUGUAAGGUGAGUCUGUGAAUGAAAUCCUAUGGUGUGACCAUUCAACUGAAACCUAUCUUCAGCCGUGCUUGAAGAUGGUACCCCGCCUAUCAUUAUACUGUAUAAUUAGGUUCAAAUUUUUGAGUCUAUGGAUGAAUGGGCCUUUUGCACGAUGACGUCAUUUUACUGCUAAGACCAGAAUCCUUCAGGGUUUUGCUUUCUUGUGCAAAUAAGGGCUUUUUUUAUUUGACCCUCGCUGGGAUUAACAAAUUUAAACGUGAAAGGAAAAAUGAAAAGGAUUCUGGACGUAGUAGUGAAAUGACGCCAUCAUUCAAAUGGCCGAUUUCUAUGGCGUCACCAUUAAAAUGAAACCUGGUAAUUUAAACACUACGUAAAAGAGAAUGUAUAAAAGCUUCAAGAAUUGGUCUGAUUUUAGGUUAGGCAAGUGUUUAAUGGCAACGUAAUGAAUCCGUUCUAACCAAUCAUAGCGCGUUGUUUUCAUUGAACACUUCAUUUGUUUGCAGUAACCGUCUGACGUGGCGAGAUGUACAACACAUUGUUGUCAGAACAGCCAAGCUGACGAGUCCUGUGGAUGAUGGCUGGAGAACCAACGGAGCUGGUUUUCAUUUUAAUCACAAGUUCGGCUUCGGUCGCCUUGAUGCUGAUGCUAUGGUGGAAAUGGCCAAAACCUGGACGACUGUUCCACCUCAAAGAAUCUGUACAGGAGCCGCAAGUUUGGAAGAACGGUGAGAUAGUUUACUUUCCUAUAGCCUACAUUGGCAAUUAUUGGAUUCGGCUUUUGUAUGAUGUGAAGAAUUAUAGAGAUCUCGGAAGCUGUUAUCGGUCAUCCGUCGAGUUGUAUUCUUUUUGUUCUUGCUAUGUUUUAGGAAGUAGUUCGGCUAUUUCUUCUUCGCGAAACGUGUGAAAUGUUCCGCCAUUUUGUACCGCCCUACCAAAAGAACACAACCUCAUCCCCAGGGCCUCUCUGUUGCCGUUGUUUUUUGGCGAUUAAUCUGUACUAUUGACGUCAUUUUAUCGUAUAUUGGAAACGUCUUCGGUUCCAAAUUUGGUCAACGCAAGCUGGUUCUAAAGAAUUAGCCGUGGAAAUUGAGCCAAUCAGAAACGGAGAAAUAUUUUGAAUGAAUAAUAAGGGCAGAAACAAGUACAAGUAAGAAUAUUAAUUGGCCGUAGGCAAACCAGUUGACUACUUACAAGUAUGGCCGAGGAGAUGAACGCAGGUCUAUCGAGAAUAAAUCAAUACCAAUCCGACGUAGCCCCAUAGUCACUCAAAAAUUACCCCCCUAUCCCUUUGGAAAUCAAGGCCGGGGAAAGGAACUCCUGUCUUGUGUAUGUCCCCUCCUAGCAACCCCCCUUCACUUCCCCCUCUCCAAACUUCGUAUGAAAAUGCUUACGCCUUCAUUUCCGUUAGUUCAUGUAAUCAUGCAUGAUUGGUCUCGUAUAUUUCCCAGGGACAUUCCUUCAGGAGGCGCGCUGGAAUUAUCUAUACCCACCAAAGCGUGCGCGGGAACUGUGGCCGAGAUAAACAAACUUGAGCAUGUAGUGCUGACCAUCAGCUUCAUUCACCGGAGGCGCGGUGACGUCAGUGUUCUUUUGAUGUCGCCGUCAGGAACAAAGAACGAAAUGCUGUCCACACGUCACUAUGACGACUCCAAGGAGGGACUUGAUAACUGGGGCUUUAUGACGGUGCACACUUGGGGUAAGUGAUAUUUUUUGAGAGGACUGUGGACUCUCGCUAAGUCGGACACCUUUGAUACUGAACCAAGUGGCUGUAUUCAAGACAGACACCCCAGCACUCUCUGUAUUAAAAGGCACUCCUGCAUUAUAGAGAGUCUAAUAAAUAGAGGAUAUUACACGGUGGCGCGAAGAUAUGAAUUUUAUUUUUGAGAGGCAAAACAUUAUCCGCGAGUGAGUAAAUAUUGUUUUUGCCACGAGAAAAUAAAAUUUAUAUCUUCAACCCGCCGUGUAAUGUUCUUUUUAUUAUACAGACAAAAAGACAUCGAUAAAAUAAUGGAUUUUUAUUUGCCAAAAAGUAAUUGUGACGGCUCAAAUUUGCAAUACAGCAAUAUAAGACAUUGUUCACAAUAAUCUUGAGAAAUGACACUGAGCUGAAUAGGGCUCUACAUUGACAAAAUAUAAGCAAAGCUUUGAAAAAUGUGUAAUUAAAAUUCAAAGGACGCAAGACGCCUACAAAUUUUGGAGGGAAAUUACCGAAAUUACGUCAUCGAUAAACUCACGUGUGAGAUUAUGGAAAAUAAACCACUCGGGUCCCGGAUGUAGUUUUUAUGAAUUUUACGAGUGGUAUAUUUUCCAGUAAAACACUCGCGUCUAUAUAUUAAAUAAUAAUAAUCAAAGAACAUUGAGGACCCAGUUCUUUUUGGUGUGUGUUUUAGAGAUGUGUCCAUACACAAGGAGUUGACUGUGUGGAAAGUUGUCUUAAACAUGCGCACUAUUGGGCUUUGAACUAAGAGGCAAUCUUAGAGGAAUGUCCCCCUUAUGGGACAUUACAUAAGAACGACAGGGACCAACUUAGAGGGUGUCCGUACACAAAGAGAUGUUUUUAUAUGGUGAACUCUUUCUAAUCAGGGACACCACUGAGAGUGGCAUUAAAUAGCCGUGUAAGGGAGUCUUCACUGCGUCUUGCCUUGAUGUCUAAAGGCGAAUUUUACUGGAUUCGGGGAAUCUGCCCACCUACCCCUCCCCUAAACCAACGUUGAAACUAACUUUUCAUGUAGGGCAAAAUUGUUGGGUUGGGGGAGGGGUAGGUGCGUGGGCAGCUUCUUAGAAUCUUAUAUUGAUCCAGUUCAAUUUGUCGCUCCACCAAGGUGAGAAUCCGCGUGGCUUCUGGCAGCUUAAGAUAAUCGACAAUCCGCUAAAUGAGAUUGGUGACCGAGUACUGAAUGGCUACGGGACUCUACAUCUGGACACCAGCAAACAAGACACAGAUGUGGAAGACUUAGAAGAACAAGUCAUAGAUGACCAGACCAAGCAGCAACAAGCUAAAGUACAGCAGAUGAGGCUCCAGGUACUAUGAAUAUCUUUUGCUCUUAUCACUUGCCAUUUAAGCGGCAACAAGAAAACAGAGAGCUGCAAAUAACAGUCCCAGGGAGGACUCGUAUACCUUCCAUAGGUAAACGGCACCCCUUUCACAUACGUACUAAACAAUAUCGCUUUUCACCGCUUUGUUGUCUGUUUUAACGUAGCUUUUAAGGGAGUAAACCCUUACUAAAUCUAGUCUAGGGUCUGGCAAGGAGUAUUUCGUCGUAAAAAAAACACCGUGAAAAUGUCUUGUUGAAACUUUUAUCUAUUUUAUUGACUCAUUUUACAGAAUGACCAUGUAGACUUUCCGUAUCCACCGGGCGUCAGGAGAGAUCAUGUUCAUCAUCACAACAGUUCAGAAAUGAGUGAACAAAGUGUGAUUGAUGAUCUGUAUAACCUCACAGAAAGCGAUGUUGCGAGCACUACAGAAUACGUAUAUGACAGAAGUAGAAUCGCUUAUCCCGAGGAAUCGGGAAGCGGGCUUGUGUCUGGUAGUGGCGAGGGAUACCCGAGGGAUAGGUUAUAUGUCGAUGGGUCUGCUAGUGGAGACAAUAUUGAAGACCUUGACGAUGGCUCCCAAGGCGAAGAACAGGACACUUCAUAUCCCGAGGGAUCGGGCAGUGGCGCGACAUCCCGCGAGGAAGAGCCUGACGUCGAGGAGGAUCUCGUCACUGAUAGUAACAACGAUUUCCAAAGAGCGUUCGUGAAGACGCUUAAGAAAAAGAAAUUUAAAUCCACAAGUACAGAAACACCAUCUGUAGGGAAGAAAAGUGUUUUAGUCGAUAAUAAUUCAAAUAACAUCAAGAAAAAAGUACAAGUAGCCGCUGAAGAGACUGCUACUCAACGUGUUCAAGUAAAUGCUGGCUAUGAAAAUCCCGAGAUCCCGUGUUUAGCGAGUGGGUGCUCGGGUGUUCUUUUAAAAUGGGUGCUGACAUUUUAUGGAACUGAAAAUUAACUGAAGAACCUUUAGUGUAGAGAUUUUUAUCAAUUUAUCGAUUUUAUAAUUGAAAUUCUCAAAUUAGUCGGACGUGUCUUCAAUUUGAAGAUCCUGAUACCUAUGGCAAAUGUGUUGCCAUGACUCUCUGCUCUCAAGUAUGUGGGUCAGACUUCACAGCAUUUUGGCUCCGCAAAUUUGACUGUCAUCAAAUUGAAAUCACUUGCGCUACAAAUAAACAAAUGAAGAAAAGACACAAACGAUGCUCUUUCGAGUUAAGAGCUGGAAAAUGCUCAUUAAGUAGCUUUUUUGAAGCGCGAAACAGAAACAAUUUCGCAGUUGAUUCUGUUUACCCUAGCUAAACUUAAUUACUGACUUGAAAUCGCAUGACCACGUUGUAGCCAAUAAGGUAUGAAAGCGUGCUUGCGUGAGUUUCCCGCGUGUGGAAACCUCUCUAAACCAAGUCACGCGACUUUCACGCGUGUAUCUACUCGCAUCACUUAACAAAUUCCGAUGUCCACGAAAACUUGCGAGCACUAAGCAUUUUCUUCAUGGACUUUUCAAGAAGAUCUUUUGGAAAAUAGUAAAUUUCAAGGAUUCGUUCCAAUAGCUAAACACUCCGUUUUCCCCUCACAAAUCCAACACAAAUCUUUCAGAUGUUGCUUCGUCUGUUAUCGCUAUGUACAGUAAUAAUUCGUCGCGAUCAUUCUUGUCAUUCACUUGUAGUUCUCUCAAAUAGUGUUGCUCCUUUUUCACCACUUUACUAAAUAAAAGUUGAAUUUUUCUUGAGGUUGGAUGUUGCUUGUAGAUGUGGCUAGGUAAAGAGUGUUUAGAAAACGCUAGAGAAUGCAGCAAGUCCACUGAAAUAUAAUGAACUAUAAAAGAUAAAGGGAAAACUUUGUCAUAGUCAAUGGUUGCUCAUAUGAUGUUUUUGAAGCAGCAAAGUGGAUAGUACUCGCCAUAUAUGACCAGGAAUCCAUAACCAGGAGCGAGCACACCUGAUGGUAUAGUUUAUCUGCCUCCUCAGUUAUGAAUAAAGCCUGUUCCAGGCGUUUAAGGGCCUGUUUACCCGAAGGUCGGGGACCCCAGGUAGGUGAGGUAACCCGUAAUCUCUCAUAUGGUCACCCCACCUAUCAUGUAAACGUGAUCAAAUAAAAGUGCCAGAUUUUAUGGCCCGGGUUACCCCACUUACAUGUAAACAGGCCCAAAAUAGUGGGGACAGCGCAAAGUGAGCAGAAAAACAGUGAUAGGGUUGAAGGUGGGGGGGAUUUUAUGGACAGCCCGGGUUGCCCCACUUUCAUGUAAACAGGCCCAAAAUAGUGGGGACAGCGCAAAGAAAAGUGAGCAGAAAAACGGCGAUGGGGUUGAGGGGGGGGAUUAAAUGGACAGCCCAGGUUCCCUCACUUUCAUGUAAACAGGCCCAAAAAAGUAGGGACCGCGCAAAGAAAAGUGAGCAGAAAAACAGCGAUGGGGUUGAAGGAGGGGGGGAUUAAAUGGACAGCCCGGGUUCCCUCACUUUCAUGUAAACAGGCCCAAAAUAGUGGGGACAGCGCAAAGAAAAGUCGAGCAGAAAAACGGUGAUGGGGUUGAGGGGGGGGGGGGGGAUUAAAUGGACAGCCCAGGUUCCCUCACUUUCAUGUAAACAGGCCCAAAAAAGUAGGGACAGCGCAAAGAAAAGUGAGCAGAAAAACAGCGAUGGGGUUGAAGGGGGGGAUUAAAACAGGCCCAAAAUAGUGGACAGCCAGAAAAACAGCGAUGGGGUUGAAGGGGGGGAUUAAAUGGACCCUCCCUCACUUUCAUGUAAACAGGCCCAAAAAGGGGACCAAAAAAACAGUAGGGACCGUGCAAAGAAAAGUGAGCAGAAAAACAGCGAUGGGGUUGAAGGGGGGGGGGAUUAAAUGGACAGCCCGGGUUCCCUCACUUUCAUGUAAACAGGCCCAAAAAAGUAGGGACAGUGCAAAGAAAAGUGAGCAGAAAAACAGCGAUGGGGUUGAAGGGGGGGGGAUUAAAUGGACAGCCCGGGUUCCCUCACUUUCAUGUAAACAGGCCCAAAAAAGUAGGGACAGUGCAAAGAAAAGUGAGCAGAAAAACAGCGAUGGGGUUGAAGGGGGGGAAAAUGGGGUUGAAAAAGGGGACAGGCAAAGAAAUGGACAGCCAGCAAUGGGGUUCCCUGGACACCCUUCUUUCAUGUAACUAGGCCCUAAAAAGUAGGGACAGGGCAAAGAAAAGUGAGCAGAAAAACAGCGAUGGGGUUGAAGGGGGGGAUUAACUGGACAGCCCGCGUUCCCUCACUUUCAUGUAACUAGGCCCUAAAAAGUAGGGACAGCGCAAAGAAAAGUGAGCAGAAAAACAGCGAUGGGCUUGAAGGGGGGGAUUUUAUGGACAGCCCGGGUUCCCCCACGUUCGUGUGAUUGAUGGGGUUCAGAAAGAAAAGGAGCAGAAAAACAGCGAUGGGGUUGGGGGGGCUGGGAGAGAAAUGAUGUUGUUCCCUCCACUCCCCCUCUUCUGCCUUUUUUCUCCGAUCUCCAUUUCGCGCCUCUCUCCACUAUCUGAAUGAGAGAAAUGAGAGAAAAUCUGAAAAAUUCUUUCUAACUGAUCAAACUUGUCGAGUUAUGCAGCUCCCUAAACAUAUAUAAAUAUGCAUACGUUUUUCGUUUUUUCAUGUACUGAGAAAAUAUGAAUGAAACUUUUAUUUGGUAAAACUGCUUUCACGAACUUCAAAUCGAGAAAACAAAAAUUUAAUUGGCACCAAAAAUUAUGUUCUACUGUCCCCGAGCCAGGGUUUUUACACAGUUUAGUCUGAGGUCGGGUCUACAAAUCCGAGUGUUUUGGUCUAGAAUAGGGUCUCCGGGUGGAAUUUAGAAUAUCGUUGCAAAUGCAGCUGAACAUAGUUUGAUGAAGGCUAAGGGUAUCAGCUUUACAAUGGUACACAACCACCCUAAUGACAAGGAUGUAAACUGUUAGCAAAGGACUGUACAGUACUAAAACUGGCAAUUUCGCUUGGGCUUUAGUCAGUUCUCAGAUUGUCGGUCUAGACAAAUUUCUUUACCUUUCCCUUGAAUGGAAAUUCGUGGCAAGAGAACUCAUUCCAUAUCCACCAAUUAUGUCUCCUUUCCUGCUCGAUUUAAUCUCGGGGUUUUUCUCUGGAUCACUAUUGCGUUAACAAUUCGAUUCUCGGAUCUGACUCUUCCCCAGUUCUCUCUCACCUCUCCGUAGUGCCGCGCUAAGUGCCGCGCAGGGAUAGUUGUUAGGGGGGAAAUGGAGGGAAAGACAAUAUUCUCUUCUCCCUUCCCAUCAUCCCCUGUUCCCGCCAUCGUGUGCGUAACGAAGACGACGGUGGAAGAGACCUUGGAUAUCUAACUGUUUCGAAUUCCUCUCCUAGUCAACCAAUCAUGUCUCUUCUCAAGCGCCUUUUUUCAUACAUGUCAAAUUUAAGAGGGGUUUAUAGUGACAACGCUUCCUUUAUAAUUUUUCCCUUGGGAAGUCACUAGCUUACGUACAGACGUCUCCUAUUCCCAUUGUUUCACGCGGAGAAGGGACAUAGGAAAUAGGAGAAGUCUGCUCACUGGCUCAGAAAUUUCUUUCAAAGUGCUAAAUUUCUCUGCAGAUCAACCAGUCAUGUCUCUCUUCGUGUGCCUUUUUUCAUGAGUUUUACCCAUUGCAAAGAAAUCCGCUUGGAGCUAGUUGAGCCUGUGAUGAUCAGUUGAAAACUAGUAACCCGUCAGCAGACAACUUCAAAAGAAAACGUAACCUCGAUGGAUGGAUACUUGAUCCCACGACAUGGUCAUGUGAUACUGGUCAUUGGCUACCCUGUUUUGACAACUGUCAAUUGACCACAACAUCGAUGUGCAAUAUCAUGUUGCAGACCCCCACACUAGCUAGAAAAAGGUGACAUUCACCUUGGUUUCCUCGUGUUGUGGACGGGCGGGCGGGCUUAAGGUCACGUGACUAUCGAAAUUUCUCAAAUGGAUUGCUGGUUUUCAGUGUUAUGCCAUUCAAAAUAGAUCAAAAUAAAAAUCAAAACCGUUCAGAAUCUGGGAAAUGAAAGGAGGUAAAUAUGCAAAGACCCUCGCCAAGAUUCAGGUCAGAGCAAUAUCUCGCAUACGAGAUAUCCGAAGAAAUGUUUUCACAAAAUUAAUAGAAAUUUGUAUGGAUACGCCAUACUGGUGCCCAUCCGGAUGACCACCAACAUGGCGAACGGAAACGAACAGAAACAUCUGUUACCGAGUUUUGCUACAAAAGCGUGAAUUUAUUCUUCGAGGAACUCAUAAACAUUAAAGUGAUACUUUUUCUAAUACAUGAACUGUUUAGAGAGCAAAAUUCCCUGAAAUAAGUAAUUUCUUUCACCAACAUGACAGCUCUCUUGACCGUCAUGUAAAUACCGCGUCACGCAAAAUUUUAGAAAUUCAAGCGUACUCUAUCACACAACCAAGAACCCUUUUGAAGCGAAAAUUUGUAUGAAAAUUAGUUUUCCGCUGUUCUAAUACAUCGUGGAAGUAAAAUAUUGGUUCUAUCGAUAGUUUUGUAGUUUGGAUUUUAGUGACGUCAUGUGAAAACCAACAAUAGAUAACCAAAAGCAAGCGCGUGGGGCUUCGCCAUCAAAAUCCCUUCCAAGGUACUGUCCUGCAUGAAAUUUUCCUCCAACUUAACCAAUCAUAUUUCGCGAACAAUUCUUGUAAGGACCAGUGGGCAAACAGCAGCGAGGAAAAGCCGGCUCAUUGUUGUAGAUCAGGAUCAGCAAUACAAAAUAACACUUAAAAUUGAAGGCAAGCUGAUCGGACAUCUAAGGGUUACAAAUUUGCGGUUUGCUCAACUGAUUUCGGCUAGACAAAACUAGUCUUCAUCAGAGGUCAGAAGGCUUUUCUAGCCCCCGAUGAAAACUAGUUUUGCGUAGUCGAAAUAUUGGUGCGAUCAGCCUUGCCUUCAAUUUUCAGAUUCAUAUUACGUCCUGUUAAACGCAAUUUUCAUGCAGAUUUAAUUUCAGAGUUUUUUUCACGGAUUUUUUCCAGCAUAACCAAUCAUGUCUCUUGCUUUGUAUUGGACACAAUUUAGAUACUGAUUAAAUUCAAAGGCAGUCAGUUCUUGGCAACCAUUCUUUUUCCACAAUACUUUGGAAUCGCUUCCAAUGCAUCAUGAGUUCCCCUUCAAAUGGACCAAUCAUUUUUUUUUCUCGUCGUUUUCUGUUCAGGCGUCUUUUGGGUUUGUUUAAUUCUAGCUUUCGGUUCUCUUAUAUAACUGUUCUUUUAUCCCUACCAAGUUUCAUUAAAUUUCUUCUUGGCUUGACCAAUUAGAACUUUCAACGUUAAGGGCAUUUUUUAUACAGAUUUUGUUACUAUUUUUUUUAGUUCUCCGUAACAAACAUAUUCUGUGUGAUACACCUUGCGAAUGUAUCAACACGCAUGGCUAACUAAACAAGACGAAGUUUAGCGAAGCGUUUGCAGCAAGACAACCCACAACCUGCCACCACCAUGAUUUAUUAUGUGCAUCAGACUGGUUAAGUAGAUGGCCAAUCCAAUAAUUUUUCAACAAAAUUAGCUUCAUUUUCUAUAACUAUUUCCCUAAAAAAACUAUAAAAUGAAACCAUUGCGAUGGCGAGCUUACAUCACGUUGCUCUUUCUCCUCUCUGAAACUGCCAUUCUCCUUGGAAAACCCGCUAGGAAAUCACGAAAACGUGGAAAGAGGACGCUAGAAUCGACGCCAAAGCUUACAAGAAGAGAAUGGGAACAACUCCAUAAGUUCGAAGAUGCACUCAAAAGCGAAUCUGGAGAGCUAAUGUUCACAAAUUCCUGGGCGGUCAAACUCGACCCAGCGGAGAUUAAGGUAGCGGAUAGAAUUGCUGAGAAACAUGGAUUUAUAAACUAUGGUCAGGUAGGAAACGUUUACUCUUUAUGUUAUUUGUGCGGGUGUUCUGGCCGGCUGAUAUUGAAACGUCAAUAAUUACACCUGGUGGUAGAUGCAUUGAGGAAGUGCAACUUUUUAUUGUUUCACCGAACGUUUUCUUCCUGGGAAGAAUUCAAGAGAUAUAAGUGCUCCGAGAUGUUAACUAGGCUGGUAGAUGAUCCCGGCGUUUCUUGACUCAUAAGCGAUCUUACAUCGUUACGCAAAAUGCGCCAUGCCACUAACAACAGAUACCUGACUGUUAUUACUAGCUACCAGUGAUCUUAAUUUUUAGGAGAUUUGCCUCUUUGAUUCUCUUUUCUGUUUAACUUAUACACUUGUUCAUUUCAUGCACGUUGAGAGAUUUUUCAUACUUUCUUGUUCAGCUUUAUCAUGCAAUAUCAGCGUAAAACUCAACUCUUUCCUCUGAGACUUUUGUAGAUACACCCUCUUUAAACAGUUGUUUAAAACAUAAAGGUAAACACGAUUCUUUUAUGAGGUUGUUUUUAUUACUUUCAUUGGAAUUAACAAACCGAUUAGUUGCAACUUCAAUGAUUGUUUAUAUUAAUCACAAGUGGUAUUUUACCACAAGUGGUAUUUAAAAACAAAUUAAGCAUCGACAUGAUACGUUACGUUCGAUUUAUUAGCAGUUGGCUUUGAGAGUAAGGCCAAGAAACUUGACCAAAUAAAGUAACUGAAUGCACAUCAUAUAUACUCGCUAAGAUUAAGUAUGUUAUCAAGACAUUAAAAGGAGAAAAUGGAACUGGUUGAUCAGAUGUAAGUUGUUCCAUAUAUUAGAAGCCAAAGUUCUUCGAAAUUCUGACCACACCCCCUUUUAUCAAAUGAGUGAAGCGGAACAGUAUUUUGAUAAAGAACAGCAAUGUACGGUCAAUCUUGUCAGUCUGUUCGGGCGCUGAUAUCCCGAUUCAACAUAACCAUCAGCCACGCUCUUCUCUCCCCAGAGAUACGAAAAGGAGGGAUGUUGGAAAAGGGGGGCGGCUCGCGUUGCUAUUCGCCCUUGUUGGAAAAGAGAUGGAUACAGCUAAGAACGGACUAUGAUUUAACUUCCGGGCUCCAUAUUUGAAAUUCUGUAAAUACAAAGAGAAAUUUCGCAUAAAUGUACCAUCAUAGUUUAAAAAGUGCUGCUUGUUACUAUACUACUAUUACCGUCAAAUAGCUGACUCAUCAGCCAAAACUGAAUUUGAGGUUGGGGAGUUUUGGUCACUGGGACUGUGUCAAGUCGGCUGUAAUUUGCUGUUUUUGAUGUAGAUAGCUCUCUGGAUCUGCUGUAUUCGUCCUUUUUUUGUCCACCAAACUUCGAAUCCCGCCGUUGAAUUUUGGUUUAACGAUAUUUUUUGCACUCACUUUUCCUUUAUAAGGUUAAACGUAGGUACAAGUAGCAAUCAUUGGAUUAGACGUUCGUAUGAUCUGAAGAAUAGUAGAUCUAGGAAGUGUUUGGCCUCGGCGGAUAACACACUCUGAGAUCUGCAUAAUUCUUCAAUUCAUACGAAUGCCGAAUCCAAUAACUGUUUUAUUACUCAUUCAAAAUAAUUAAUCUUUUAAGAACGUGCUUACUGCGUUAACAGUUACCUUCUUCAUUUGCCUGUUCCUUGUCAAAUUCAAGAUUUUGAAGAAUGAUUAGUCUGUGGCCGGUUGUGUUCCUUCUAUUUUCUUUGAGCGUACAAACGUUUCUUCUUUGAAAAACGUUUCACCAUUUUUCCAGCUCGGACCAACACUCUGGGUCUUAAAAUAGCAGAGGAGAAAGUGCUGCCUUUGUAAAAACAUCUGCAAACGAUUAGACUUUCUACAGUCUUCUAGGAUAAGAACGAUAAACGUAGGCUCUGUCUCACAACCCCUGUAGAUAUAAAUUCUGUGGGACGUGAAAGAACCCACACUCUGUUCGUAAAGAGCAGUGGGCGUUGUCCCCGGUAUGGUGGUCUAUCUCUCGUGGAGGAAGGGACUGUUACGGGCCCGCAGUAAUUGGCGUCUCGCGCUGUUGCAGUGACCCUGCAAGGAACUGGCCAACCUAAGUAAACAGCUGAGCCAACCAGCUCCCAGUUGGCUUGCCGGUCCAAUUGGUUAAAGUGCUGCACCGGUAAGGAAGAGGUGGUCAUGGUUCGGGUCUCAGUACGCAUUUUUUUUUUUCAGGUUUUCUUUUCGCAAUUGCAAAAAAUGCUUAUUUAACUAUGAUGAUCGUCUCUGCAUUCAUUUCUUCAUUCCGCAGUUUAAAUACAUAAAACUGCUAUAUUCAUCAUUCCAGUUCUAGAGUAAGAGUAGUCGAUUGUAAUCACAAAUAGAGGUAUUGUUUUAAUACAGACCGACGAGGAGUUGACGUCUUGUGCAAUGAUAUUUUGACCAUUUUGUUUGUAUUCAGGUUGGAUCACUAAAAGGUUAUUAUCACUUUAAACAUGAAGGCAAAGGAUUGCGGCACAAGCGCCAUCUACACGAAAAGACCAGAUUGUUACUAUCUGAAGAUGAAGUAAGAUAAACCUCCAUUAAAUUUAAGCUAUGGAUUGAUGGUCGUUAAAAAUAAUAAGAAAGUUUUGCUGAGCUUUCGGAGCACCUCUCCAGGAUCUUAUUACAAGAAUUAAGUCAGCACAUCAGCUGAUCGAUCAAUCAAAACAAACAGCUGGUCCAAGAUCCUAAGCUAAAAUGUGUCACAUGUAUAAUUUUAUAACAAUUGACAAUUUUUAGAAACAAUACUCGAUAUGAAAUAUCUCAACUUAGGACGCAUUCGAAUUUAAGGAGCCAAGAGCUGGAUGGCUCCAAAAGCUCUGCACUUAUAACUGAUUUCAACAAAAUAAUCGUCAGAGUUGGUCCCUGUCAGUAGGUUAUGAUUUUGCAGAUUGGAAAAGCACGUAGGCCUCGUAACAAGUUUAUGUUGAGAAAUUCUGUUUCGCGUGGUAGGGUCACCCUCCCAGCCAAGUAAACUUUAGCAAGCGUUUAUAUCAGAACAAAGUUGACUUCUUUGCCCGAGCCAACAGCGCUCGCGCAUGCUCUGUAAUUCUGUCACCUUGACCGAGUUGACCCGGUUGGGCGAGCCAAAGUGUUUAUAUGGAAAAAAAGUUAGCCCGGCUAGGAAGGUGACCCUACCAGCACUAAAGGGUGACCCGCGUAAUCGAGCCAACUUUUUCUUUCUCAUGUGAACGGUUCGUUAUGUCUUGUAAUGAGGAAAUGUAUGAAAAGUUGGCUGGCCCAGGGUAACUCGCUAGGUGGGUGUCCCCUCUACCCGCGACUAACGGGGCCUUAUUGAACCAUCGGUAAAAGAAAACUAUCCGCAGACUCAUUAUACAAUAAAAAUUAUUCAUUCGCUUAAAGGCUUUCCCAACUGAUGAAAACGUGUUCUUAGUGUAGUUUAAGGAAUUUUGGAACAGCGCAUUUACGUAUUUGAAGAAAUGUAAUGGUGAAGUUAACAAAUACGGAGGAGCGUUACCUGUGGCCGAGACGGUAUUCUCGCAAGAGAAUUGAUGAUGUAUCAGAGACUACGGAGGACAAGCUAAGUAACAAGCCGGUGCUAAUAUAAAAUGCAAGUUUUGUUUGUUGUUAAUUUCAGGUUGUAUGGGCUGAACAUCAACAUGUUUUAGAAAGAACAAGAAAGGAUGGUAUACCAACGGAUCCAAAAUUUAAUGACCAGUGGUAUCUUGUAAGUCUAUUUUACUUUACUAAGUAACCAGGCUAGGUUUAUUGGGCAUUUUAUACACCCCUGCACAACUGAAAGUUUUAAUGAACUUAGGAUGAGGUACCUCUUUUUAAGGUUUAUGUGGCCUUUAGAGCUACCCUCUUUGGGGUCCAAGAACGUCCUUCUUCGAUGUUUGUAUGAUUCGCCGUUUGGUGAAUUUUGCAAUUUGCGCAAUGAAGUCGACAUAUUUAAAGUUUAAGAGGCCAAACUAUACACUUUUUCAUAUUGAAGUUCGGAAGCUUUUUUUUAAAUUUGGUCCGUUGAAAAAUCUUCUUUCCGCUCUCUGCUUCCUAAGUAAGUGAACAUAAACUCUAGGAGAAGAGUAAAACGUUCUUCAGUCCUAGCUGCAAGACAUACAGUAACUGUUAUCAAGUAACAAGCUGUUGAUCCCACAUUUUCUUAGGCUCAAUUUCCGCCGCUCUCUCGGGUUCUCACGGGACAAGGCUGUGGGAUCAUUUCCCGAACAGCCUAACGCUUUCAAGGCUGUUUGAAAAAGGAAACCAACUUUCUUAGUUUUGAUUUAUUCUAGUUUAAUUACAAAAGCGAAUUUGGUUGAUUGGUUCUUCAUUAAAUGCUUCCAUCGCCUUUAAUGUAGAAGCGAUUGAAUGUACUCUACCUUUCUUCACAGUUAAAUCAAGGCCAGUCCACAGGUCCAGCUGGCGUCGACCUCGAUGUGAUGCCAGUUUGGCGACAGGGAAUCACGGGAAGAGGGGUAGUUGUUAGUAUUCUUGAUGACGGAGUGGAUCACACGCAUCCAGAUCUUAGAGAUAACUUUGUAAGUUCACAUCAUUAACUAUGGUUCAUUAUCGGCGGAUAAAUGUCUGGUCUGCGGUGUUUUAUCUGUGAUGAAACAUCAUGUCUUGUGUUCCCUAUACCACUUGAAAAUACGACAAAAGACUUUCAACAUAUAUUGUUUUAAUUUCUUUUGCAGUUAAUCUGUUUUUCAACGUGAUAAGGAAAGAAGCAAUUGUUCUUAACCCCCCACCCCGGGUCUUAAACAUUCUUCCCUCACUAAUUGUUAGCUCUGUUUGCUACCACUAUUGGUAUUAUCACUGAAACUGCGAAACAUAAUAAAAAGUGAUUGGCUACAUUACAAAAAAAAAAGAAUUAAAUACUAACUUUAAUUUCUUUGCCAGUUGAAUGUCAGAAAUUCAUUUUUUUCUUUUUAAAUAGAACGAAUUGAAAAUGUUUGGAGUCAGUUGAUAUUUUGGUUUUGUUUUCCGAAGGAUCAAAAAGCGAGUUAUGAUUUUAACGACAUGGAUGCUGAUCCAAAGCCAAGAGACAGUGAUCCUGAUAACUGGUUUGUUAAUCACUUAUUUAUGGAUUUCUUUUGCUAGUUUCUAGGCCUUUAACCUCAGAGAUUAGGACUGGGCGAUUUCUGAGGGACACGCUUUAAAACCGAGCCCAAUAUACAUUGUUUGUGUUGACCUAAGACUCAAUAAUCUCUCUCGACCACUGAGCAAGUGAAUUACUUGGAUACUGUGUCUAUAUUUUGGUGGCUGCUAUCAAGACAUUUCGACGUCGGUGAAAUAAACAAUUCGGCCGUUGUUUGAAAACCAGAUGAAACAUUCUAUCUUGUGUAUGACAUCUCAUUUGUCAACUUGUAUUUGUUCAGAAAUAUCUUCAUCAGUGUGUAAAGCUGGAUCGUAUAGCCUAUACAAAAUCUGCCCCAGUAUCGUAUUUUCUAGCGCAAAAGUGUUGAAUGCUCUGUUAACAACGUGAAAGGUUAAAAAAAACCUGGAAGUAUCCACUGAAAGAUAACACAUCGUGCGAAAUGGAAAUGCUAACAUUUUGCUAAUUUUUAGGGUUAAUUAGUUGAUUUCCCAAACGAUUCUAGGAGCUUUGCACAUCUUCGUGUACAGUCAAUCUUUUUGUUUGAAGCGGCGUCUAGCCCUCAUACAUUCACACUAAAUAGAGUGCUGCGUACCUACUGUUUGAGACCAAAAAAGUAUAUGCAAAAGCUUCCAUGACAUUCCUGAGGCCCUGUCAGGAUAAAAUCCCAACAAGCGACAUGGCCUUGUAACAUUGGACAACAGAAAUGGUGACAAAUGACACAAACAUGGCUUGAAACCGCGACAGUGACAGAGAAAAGCGCAAAUAGCAGAAUACCGACAGCGACAUGGCUUCCUCCUCAUUAUACGCGAAACGACAGGCUUUGAAAUUCAGACUAGUAAGGACAUACGUAACCCCACUAAAAGGGUCUCAUUCCUUAAAAUCUUUUUUUCUAUUUUCUAGUCAUGGUACGAGGUGCGCUGGAGAAGUGGCAGCAGUUGCCAACAAUAGCAUCUGCGGUGUAGGAGUGGCUUAUGAUGCCAAUAUAGGAGGUAUGGGAAUACUAUAACAAUGUCAAUAUAAGAAGUAGGAAUUCUGUUUAAUCUGGAAUGAGGCUUUUAGAUUCAGGAAACAAAAAAGAACCGAAAGUUAACAGUAGUAGAAACCGCCCAGAUGGUGAUCAAGAAAAUUUGGCAGGGUGGGCACAAAGGAAUUUUCCUGUUACUAGCCCUUCCAAUACUUCGAUCCCAGUUCCUCACACCUUCAAAACUUAUUAAGCAGCAGUCUGAGUACGCCUCUUUUCACGGGCGUGUGAAACUAAACCCUAUGAAAGGCAUCUACCAUCGCAGGCUACUUGAGUACGAGAUAUUGCAAAACGUUUCUCUUACGCAUUUACCAGACUACUCCGUCAAAGGAAACAAUUCGAAGACAACAGAUUGAUCGCAGGUUAAGCAACUCCAAAACAUUUUUUUAUCCCUAACGUAGGAGUGAGAAUGUUAGAUGGUCAAGCAACUGAUGUGUUGGAAGGGAGUUCACUAAGCUUUCAAUCCGAGUAUAUUGAUAUCUACAGCAAUUGCUGGGGUCCUAAAGAUGACGGAAAGACGUUCGGAAAACCAGGAAAACUUGCACAAGAAGCGCUAAUGCAGGGCGCUCUUAAGGUAAAGACAAAGACUACGUUUGAUGUGUUGUUUAUUUACUAAAGUUUGAAAGUAUUUCACAAAGUAAAUCUUCCAAGGUUUUGGAAUAUUACAUCACUCAACUUUUUCCGUUAUUAGUAAGAGUCCUUUGUUUAUUCCAAGCGCUGCCUGAAGCAUUUUUAAAUGAUUUAAAAAUCAUUUUGCCCCUUUCUUUAUCUAAACAUUCACAGGGUCGUGGAGGUAAAGGUAACAUUUAUGUGUGGGCGACUGGUAAUGGAGGACUAACAGAUGACGACUGUAACUGCGAUGGAUACACUACCAGUAUAUAUACCAUAUCAGUGGGCUGUAUAGGUGACCAUGGCCUGUCAGCUUAUUACACCGAGCUAUGCUCGUCCACUCUAGGAGUUACAUUUAAUGGAGGGUCACAUCGGGAGAAAGAAGAAAACAAAAUGGUAAUAUGAUUUAAAACCUUUAACUGAUUAUUAAAAUAAUUAAAAUGGCAAAUGGUUCAGUAGCCGUCACCCUGCGUGCAGAGCUUGAUCCGGCAGAAGAAAAGAAGCCUCUGCAUGAACGGCGUUAAGCCUUUGAAUUCCGGGGCUGAAGCCCAAACUUCUCGACCGGUCACUCUUGUUUCCUCUCUUGUUCAUUGAUAAACUGAUGGUCAUAACUGAGCCUGCCGUACCAAGCACACGGCGAUUAGGCCUGUUUUCGAAACUGUAUCGUAGCAACGUGUAGGCUUGCUCAACAAAGAAUUUACUUGAUUCAUGCUAAGCGAAAGAAAGCCUCCUCCUCUGCUGUUAGGAUGGUUGGUCGUAUGCUAUUUACGUUUUUCAUUCCAUAGAAGAACCUGCAAGAGAACCGCGAUUUCUUCAAUGUAAGUUGGUAGCCCUUCUUAAUUGAACGAGGGACCAUUUUUGAUUUUUUUCUCUUUUGGGAAAAAAAUUUUUGUGAAAAAUUGUUUUGUCCCUAAACACGAGAACGAGACUCAAAGCGCCAAAGGGGAAAAAAUCUCACCCGCUUGGAAAUGAAGUUGCUUACUCGACAAGAGGAGCUUUUUAAAAACAUGUUGAAAGUUAUUUUGUUUGCAAUAAAAUAAAUAAUAUAACUAACAAAUAAAAGUAUAAGCCGUGGAUGAGGUCUGUGUUAUUCCAGAUAUUUUUUGGACGGAACUGUAGAGAAAGGCUGAAGAUUUCACGUGACGUCGUGCACGUCCGCCCUGUUGGACUCCCAAAACAAUAAAACAGCGGCCUCGUAGAGUGUUCUCACUCACGUGGCCAACAUCUAUCCAAAUUUAUUGCAACAAAAGAAAGCGUUUACAUAAGAAAAGAGUUCAAUUCCUAAAGGAUUUGUUUGGAAGACCAACAUGGCGGUCAUUUCAUUGUUUUGGGAACACCAAGAUGGCCGCCGUGACGUCAUGUGAAAACGCUCUUUUGGUGUCCCAAAACAAUAAAACAGCGGCCAUGUUGGUGUUCAAAACCAGCCCUGUGGGAGUUCAACUCUUUUCUUAUGUAAACGAUUCCAUUUGUCGCAGCAACUCAAUUUACAAAGCUGUUAGCGACGUGAAUGAAAACGCUUUUUAUGUAAUGUUUGACGCUGUUUUUUUCUAGGUGACCACGGAUCUGCAUCAUAAGUGCACCGAAGAGUUCAAAGGAACAUCGUCUGCUGCCCCACUGGCGGCUGGAAUGUUCGCUCUAGUUCUUCAAGCCAAGUGAGUUGAUAUUUCGUAGCCCAAUGACCUUUAAUCUUCCAUAUCAUUUUUCCAUAUGAUGAGAGACAAUAAACGGUGUUCAGUUGUCUUAUCUAGUUUCCUGCAAACAAAAAGGGAAAAAAAAGACCAAAAUCUGUACCUGCGCAGCAUACCUCUGAUAAAUCCUGAUUGCUCGAUGUUUUUUUUUUUGGAUUGUCCAAAUACGCUUAAAAAGCUGACUAGGAACCAAACACACUUACUCUGCUUACUGAACUCUUGCCUAAACAUUUUGAUAGUAUAAGCUCACAAUUAGUCAUUUUCUAAACGAGCAAGAGACUGGGUACGAAUGCCAAACUUCUGUUCGAUUCUAUUGGGCCAAAAGGUGGACACGGAAAAAUAAGCGUUAUUGUAAAAGAAAGGAAAUCAAUUGUGGGCUUUUAAUCAUUCAAACAAGAGAGCGAUGCCGGAUUAGAGAAACACCAUAGCUUUCCCUCAACCUUACAAAGCUCUUUACAGAUUUUCAAACAAGUGCUUCUUUUUCCGUACAUUGUCUUUACUGUUGUCUACCAAGACACAGCCCGUUCUUUAACUGUAUGACAUUCGCUGCGCUAUUGAAAACCCUGUUGAAACACAGUAAGCAGUUUUGACUUGCAAAAAAUGAUCAUUUUUAUUGUUACAAACAUUAUAUUUUGGGCAUAAACCGUCUCAUCAUUGCUUUGUUGUUGUUUCCCUGUUUAGCCCUAACCUUACAUGGCGGGAUGUCCAGCACCUUGUAGUAGAAACUGCUCAAGUAACAAGUCCCGUGGAUGAAGGAUGGAUGAAGAACGGAGCCGGUUAUCAUUUUAAUCACAAGUUUGGUUUUGGGAGACUUGAUGCCUCAGCAAUGGUAAAAAGAGCAAAGACUUGGAAAAAUGUGGCUCCACAAAGGACCUGUCACGGACCCUCCAGUCAAACGCAACAGUAAGUCAUAUAAAAUAAUCCGCAAUGCAGCCUUCAGUUUUUCGUUGAUAGUACUUUAACUGUUUCGUUCGUUUGCUCCACAGGGGGAACCCACCGAAGUUUAAUACGGGAAGGUUCCCCCCCGAGGUCCAACCCCUUACCGUUUUAUAUACCAUUUUGACUGAAAAGGUACCCUUUUCGUAUAGCACCCACUGACAACAAAUGGUACCACUUUCACAGACCUACAAGUAGUUCAAAACACUGCAUCCCUUUAAAUUCUGUAAAUUCACCGUCUUUUUAAUGGGGAUAAAUCACUAAAUCCGGAAGUCUUCAUGUCUCCAUAAAAUGCAUUAAGUGUCAGCCCUUUUGGUCCAUUCAGAGACCGGAAUGACAGAUUUCCCAACCCCUUCAUAUACUCCUGUUACGAAAUCCUUAUUCUUUCAUUUAACAGAAGCCUGAAAAAGGUAUCCCUUUCGAGCGGAGCCUCCCCCUAUAGGCCAUUAUAGGGAGUAGCUCCCCCGGGCGGUUGCUCUAGCUUAUAAUGUUGAGAAAUGAUUAUUCUAUUUCGUGAUAACCUGGCAAUAUCUUUAGGUUGCCAGUUUACCGCACAGUUUUUCGGGCACAGUUAAUACCUGGUUAUUAUCUGCACUUCUUAACGGAAGCAAAAAGAACUAUCGGGUGUAAAUAAAAGAUAAACCUACAGCAUAAGUGGCAUGGCGAGAACUCUUGCUAUUCUAACAUUUUGAAUCUGUAAAAAUUGCUUAAUUUUUUAUUGUACUGCUAACUCAUGGAUAUCCUUCUGACUGUUUCAGGGAAAUCCCAGCUGGCGGAACCCUAUCAAUUACUAUUGAUACCAUUGCAUGCGAUGGAACUGACAAGGAAAUCAACAAGGUAGAGCACGUGACCUUGACAGUUAGCUUCCAACAUCGGCGUCGUGGUGACGUCAGUGUAGACUUGUUUUCUCCGAGUGGGACUAGAAACGAGAUGCUUUCCACUCGGCGUUAUGACGAUUCAAAGAAUGGGCUUCAUGAUUGGACAUUCAUGACCGUGCAUAACUGGGGAGAGAAUCCCAAGGGGGUGUGGGUGAUGAAUGUUACGGAUAACAUUGCUACGUUGAACAAAGGGGUGGAUGUGAAUGGAUACCUUCAGCAUGACACCAGUAAACAGGAGGCAGAUGUAGAGGACUUGGAAGAGGAGGUCAGUUUCUUGGUUCUUGACAAUAGCUUUACAUGGGCUUACACUUAUAACAACAACAACGAGCUUUAUUUGCAUGACCAUACAAACACAUACAGUAUUGCAAAAGCUAUGUUUAGGAAUCAAAAUUACAACAUAGGGCAAUUACAUUACUUUGAUAAUAAUUUGUCACGAACAUCAAAACAAGCUGAAAAGUAUUUUAUGAAUUGUAUAUUGAUAAAGUAUUUAGAAGAGUUCAUCAGUUCAUUGAUCAAACCGUUUAUAGCUAACUGGGUAAUAUCUGGAAUCAGAGUCUUGACUUUAUAGUAAAAUUUAUUCCUAAUCAUAGAGUAUGUAGGACAUUGAAAAAGAAAGUGAACUUCGUCUUCUUUUACAUUGCAUCCAAAAAAAGGGCAAAAACAGUUUUGGCUUUCGAUGGCAUCUGUUUAAGAAUAUGAUUCGCCAUUUUAGAAAGAGAUGGCAACUGUCCCGAGUUAUCGUUUGCAAAGACCCCUAGGACUUGGAAGUGGAGGUCUUUCACGGGAACAUAUGAACAUUUAAUUGACCAGCUCCCAACAUCAGUUAGAGCAUCGCACCAGUGUCACGGGUUCAAACCCCGUUAAAGUCCUGAAUUGUUUCGGGCUUCUUACGCAAUUGCAUAAAUUGCGUUCACAACUGCGAGGAUAAUUCUUCAUUUGAUUUCAUUUCCGCAGUUUUACAUAAUAUACAUUAUUUAAUAUACAAUAUUUAUAGAGCGCUGAUUCCCAAUGGUCCAAAAGCGCUUUACGUAAUAAAUAUACGACAUCUAUCACAUUCAUCUCUUUCAUGGGAACAUAUAUGCAUAUAAUUGACAAGCUCCCAACAUCAUUUGCUUCAUAGCUCAGAUGGUUAGAGCAUCACACCGGUAUCGCGAGAUCAAGAUUCAAACCCCGUUGAAGUCAUUAUUUUUUUUCAAGCUUUUUGCGCAUUUUCAUAAAUUGAGUUCACAACUGCGAGGAUCAUUCUUGAAUUGACUUCUGGGAUUGUUACUGCUAUAGAGGAAAAAUAGACCUUUUUACCGAUACGGCGGCCAUAUUGAAUUAAUUCGAUUUAACGAGUAUUAUUGGAUGGCCAAGGGGCAUGAGCACAUUUCGUUUGUAUUUUCGAGCGCUUUUCGGGCCAUUUUUUGUUUAAGUUUUCUUAGAAUAAGAUUGUAAUGGGAAAAAAGAUCCUUGUGCCGUGUUUUUAUGUAAUAAUGAUUGCCUUUUUCCCUAGAAAUAUGCAGUGAAAGACCAUAUUUCUAAAACUAAACUAGAAAAAGGCGAUAAUUAUUACAUCCAAACACGGCACAAGGAUCUUUUUUCCCAUUACAAUCUUAUUCUAAGAAAACGUUUAAGAAAAAAUGUCCGGAAAAGCGCUCGAAAAUACAAACGACCAAAUGUGCUCAUGCUCCCUGGGCAUCCUAUAAUACUCCUUAAAUCGAAUUAAUUCAAUAUGGCCGCCGUAUUGGUAAAAAGGUCUAUUGGCCAAUAGCUGACCGACGCGUCCCCAGUAAACAAUCCCACAAACAAUUGCGGGACGCAUUUCGGCUCCAGUUCUGUUCUUGUUUCGGAUCAAUUUAGGUUUCCGGGGAAACUGCCCACCUACCCCUCCCCUGAGUCAACAUUAACACUUAGUUCUGACUUAGGGCAAAAUGUUGGACUAGGGGAGGGGUAGGUGGGCAGUUUCCCAAAACCUAAAUUGAUCCCUUGUUUGAUCCCUUGGCGAGUGAAAGUAGCACCAACGACAGCGACGACAAAAACAGCAGGAGAUGUGCAGUAAACACAUAUACAUGUUUUGCCCUCAAAAUAAUAACAAAAAUUAAGGCUUCUUAGAGGUUAGUUUUAGAAUGGUGAAGCAGUAGCUGUAGUAAGAAACCAUCAAUGUCUUUGAAUAGAUAAUUCAUAUUUGGAAUUAAAAUGCUUUAUCUUAUGUUGAAAAUUGAAUAAUUUUUCUAUGAUUAGUUUGCGUUUCACAAAAUUGCUUUAGUCACGAUAUGUUCAAAGUGUUUCACAGAAAACUCUUAUGGACUAUUAAACUCUCGACCAAUCAAACGUGAGAAAUCACUUAGGUAUUGUAAAACAUGCUUUUGAAUCAAUGUAAUUUGACUGUAAUUUUCUUGUUUUUUUUCGUUUAUCGGAGUAAGGUAAUUGAUGACGAGAAGAAAACCCAAGAAUUAGAAGCCAAAAAAGCUGGCAUGGAUGGCGCAAAAGCCCCAUUAGUAGAUGCUCCGUACCCGGAGGGGGUGAAAAAGCAUAAGAUUCGCGUUCCUGAAGCUCCGAAAGAGAAAGCGGAAAGUGAAGAGGAUGAAUUGGAAACAGGAAAUGGUAAGACAAACGUCUUCUACUUUAUGACAAUUUUAAAACAGUUUUACGAUCGGUGCAGAAGCAGCUUAGUAUCGCCAGGUUCCAGUAGUUCAAAAUAGUUGAUAGCGCUAUGCAGUGGAUAAGUUACAAUCCAGUGUAUAACGCAGUAGUUUUUCCUAAUACUUAUCAGCUGGAUAGUGAUUUAUCCGGUGGAUAGCAUUAUCCAGCUUUUGAACAACUGGAGCCAGAAAAAAUAAAAGUUAUUUAAUAACUCAGGAGUGGAAGAAGGGAGUUCUUCAUCCUUGGCAGAUUCAAAAGAGCAAAUUCAAAAUCAGUCGAUCGCUAACCCUUUUGUCGUUUCAUUCUCUAGCUCAUUUCCUUUCGGGGACAGGACUUGUGCGAUGAUUUUUUUCAUUUAAACUCAUAAUAAGACAGCGCCUGGUUAUUCCGAGGGUAAGAAUACCAAAGGCUGUAUCCCUUACACAAAAAGACUAAUGACGGUUCCAUCCGUAUGUUUGGGUGUCUUAAUGAUUAGGGCCAUUUAUACGAGGAAAAAUAAGACGCGUCUUACAUAAGACGCGUCUUUUAAAUAAGACGCGAACUGUACCAUUUAUACGAGCAUGUCUUAUCUAAUAAGACGCGUCUUAGCUAAGCCGCGUCUUAUUUUAGACGAAAUGUGCCGUUUAUACGAAAAGUUCGCGUCUUAUUUAAGACCCGUCUUAUGUAAGACGCGCCUUAUUUUUCCUCGUAUAAAUGGCCCUAUUGUCUUUCUUUGUGAUCGGUUGAGUAACCUGUCAACCAAUUACUCUUUAGAAUGUGUACUGAAUUCAAGACUUCUAUGGGGAGAAUUAUGUUAUUUUAGUAGUUGCCAAUUGUUGAAAUUUUUUUAGUGUUCUCUGGCUAUAGCUGACCCCUUGUAAAAAUACUCUUCAAUCACAGUUCCUAGUAACACAGAGGCAGAGGAAUGGGGAGACUACGAUCCAGGAACAUUCGAUACCUUUCUCCCUGAACAAUACCAAAACGGGAUAGGAAUGAGUCAGAAUCCUGGUGCGUUUUUAACAUCGUAUGAAACGCCGGACAUAACAGAGCAAGGCAAUAACUACCAAAUAGCAACGGCAGCUAAAAAAACUUUUAUUGACGAGGAUACGGGCGACGAUGAAAGUAACAAGGUUUACGGAUAUGAUCGUUAUAUUUACACCACUGAACCCGAUGACCCCACGAAGUUGUCCGAGAGCAAACGAACGGAUACCGACUUUCAGGGACAGAGAGUUCAGGUUACAACCGAAGAGACUGGUUCUCAGCGGGUGCAAGUAAAUAAUGGCUUCCAGGAGGAGUUUGUUCCCGGGUUGAAUCCCGAGUCCGGGAGGAUUAGUUCUGGGGUUUUGUUAGAAUGGAAGCUGACAUUUUACGGGACGGGUCCCGUGGACAGCAUGUCAGGAUAUGGGGACGACGACGAUGAUGGCACGUCUGAUAUUGAUCUAGAUUUAUAG